Messenger RNA from Erythranthe guttata (spotted monkey flower), 978 nucleotides. The record is from RefSeq and is a predicted model, not a curated record. NCBI's taxonomy places the organism in Eukaryota, Viridiplantae, Streptophyta, Magnoliopsida, Lamiales, Phrymaceae.
AUGAGCUUUCAGGAUCUGGAGUCGGGUCGGCGACCCAUGUGUAUACACCAAAUUGACCACCGGGAUCCUUCUCGCCCAGUUGCCGCCGGCGUGUUUAAGAUUAACACCGCCGUCUCAGCCUACAAACGCCUUGUCUCCACCAUCGGAACUCCCAAAGACACCCCCGAACUCCGCCGCAAACUGCGUAAAACAAGGUUAGAGAUCGGGCAAACGGUGAACGAGACUUCAGCUGCGCUCGAUCUUCUUAGAGAAACCGACAAGUCUCCUCGAGUUGAUGCAAGAAAGAAAAUCGGUCAUGCGAAGCUUACGAAAGAUUACGAAGCGGUGUUGAAAGAAUUUGAAAAGGCACAGGUGCUUGAAGCAGAGAGGGACACUAAUUUUGCUGCACAUCCUCCUCUUGUUACCAAUAUUACUCUCCAGCCCGGCAGUAAUACAGCUGGCGAGACGGGGAUUAAAAUUUCAUUGAACGGCAACAGUACAUCUCUGUUUAUCGACUCCAACAGAUCACAGGCGGUCAUACAAUUGGAAAACGAGAUAAAUUUGAACGAAGCGAUAAUCGAGGAAAGGGAAGAAGGCAUUAGAGAAGUUCAACAGCAAAUUGACGAGGUCAACGAAAUUUUCAGGGAUUUAGCUCUGCUCGUCAGAGAACAAGGCGCUUUAAUAGACGAUGUAAGUUUGAAUAUCGAGCGCUCCGAUGCUGCCACUACUAAAGCCACGAUGCUGCCACUACUAAAGCCACUUCGCAUCUCAAAGAAGCAUCCAAUAGCCAAAGCUCUUCUUCACCGAUGUUAUAUAAAGGGUCGUGGUCCCCAAAGAAACGAAAUCAUUCCGUCUCUUCUAAAAUCCAUCGUUAGAGAGAUAAUUAAGGAACUGCGGAUUCUUUGGAAGACCUGUCCCAAAUCCGGUGGAGAUUCGAAGAUUCGAUUACAUGAUGUAAGGUACGCUUCCGUGUUUAUGUUUAGGUUUAAUUCUCGUUGA